GGGAUUUCGCCCCUCUCGCGCGCUCCGCGGCGCGUCCCGCAGCCCUAGGCCGACUCGCCGCCGCGGCCGUCACAACCGCUUCGGGUUCUGCCCCGCGUGGGCGGCUGCCACCGCGCCUCGGGCCGGACGAUGCCCAAGAAGCUGCUGCUGCUGCCCCCACUGUCCGCGUGCUCGGCCUUCCGCGCCCCGGGAGCCCGCCCCGCCGCUGCGCCGGCCAUGAACGCCGCCCGCACCGGCUACCGCGUCUUCUCGGCCAACUCCACGGCCGCCUGCACCGAGCUGGCCAAGCGCAUCACCGAGCGUCUUGGUGCUGAGUUGGGGAAGUCUGUUGUAUAUCAGGAGACUAACGGAGAAACAAGAGUUGAAAUAAAAGAAUCUGUUCGUGGCCAAGACAUUUUCAUUAUACAGACAAUACCCAGAGAUGUGAACACAGCUGUGAUGGAGUUGCUGAUCAUGGCUUAUGCCUUGAAGACGGCCUGUGCCAGGAACAUCAUCGGCGUCAUCCCCUACUUCCCCUACAGCAAACAGAGCAAGAUGCGGAAGAGGGGGUCCAUCGUGUGCAAGCUGCUGGCAUCCAUGCUGGCCAAAGCAGGUUUAACUCACAUUAUCACUAUGGAUCUUCACCAAAAGGAAAUACAAGGCUUUUUCAGCUUUCCCGUGGACAACCUUAGAGCCUCACCUUUCCUGCUUCAGUAUAUCCAGGAAGAAAUACCAAAUUACAGAAAUGCCGUCAUUGUAGCUAAGUCUCCUGAUGCUGCAAAAAGGGCCCAGUCAUAUGCUGAGAGACUGCGUCUGGGCUUAGCUGUGAUCCAUGGAGAAGCCCAGUGCACAGAGCUGGACAUGGAUGAUGGCCGUCAUUCUCCCCCAAUGGUCAAAAAUGCUACCGUACAUCCGGGCCUGGAGUUGCCGUUGAUGAUGGCCAAAGAGAAGCCGCCAAUCACCGUAGUUGGGGAUGUUGGAGGACGCAUCGCUAUUAUAGUGGAUGACAUUAUUGAUGAUGUGGAGAGCUUUGUUGCUGCUGCAGAGAUCCUGAAAGAGAGGGGCGCUUACAAGAUCUAUGUCAUGGCCACACACGGCAUCCUGUCUGCAGAUGCCCCCCGCCUGAUUGAGGAGUCCUCCAUUGACGAGGUGGUGGUGACAAACACUGUCCCUCAUGAGGUCCAGAAGCUGCAGUGUCCCAAGAUAAAGACUGUGGAUAUCAGUUUGAUUCUUUCUGAAGCAAUUCGGAGAAUCCACAAUGGAGAGUCCAUGGCCUACCUUUUCCGAAACAUCACAGUGGAUGACUAGCUUUCAUGGUGGCCCUGGCCCUGGAACUCCCAAGGAAAACAUACCAAGCAGUGCCUGCAGCUGUGAACACAGUGUGUCCUUGCAGGGAGGACAGGACGUGGUGUGGAGUUAGCUAGUCUCUCCAAGAUCUGUGGAAAAGGGGCCUUAUGUAGUGGAGACGGAACUAGUAGAUAACAUAACACUGCCUUAAACGUGCAGUGUCAGCCCUAUUCCGUAAGUGGAUGACAGCCGCUCUCUGAGGAGUCUCCUUGAUACUGAAGAGGAGUUCAAGGCGGAUGAAGUCUUAGCUCUGUAGUGUUCCUUCAGUUGUCUCAGCUUUGGGGCGCAGUGUGACUUUGACCUUGGUCGGAAGCUGAGUCCCUGGCAUCUUCUCUCUCCAGUUCUCUCCCUAGUCAAGUUUGCAGAAGCCUUUUUUAGAGAAUCCUAUCUUUUUUUCAGAAUCUGCUGUGCCUGCUGCCCCUGAACAGUGGAGCACUGUGUCACUGCUCCUCUCCAGAUGUUAGGUUUGAGAGGAGCAGCCUGCCCCUGGGUAUCUGCGUUGCUAAGUUGCAAAUAAAAGAAUUUAUUGUCUCA
Messenger RNA from Marmota monax (woodchuck), 1860 nucleotides. It is a transcript of the gene Prpsap1, whose product is annotated as phosphoribosyl pyrophosphate synthetase associated protein 1. Gene Ontology annotation, cellular component: ribose phosphate diphosphokinase complex; cytoplasm. The transcript has 10 exons. The coding region runs from base 130 to 1287 and encodes 385 amino acids. The record is from RefSeq and is a predicted model, not a curated record. NCBI's taxonomy places the organism in Eukaryota, Metazoa, Chordata, Mammalia, Rodentia, Sciuridae. Gene Ontology annotation, biological process: purine nucleotide biosynthetic process; 5-phosphoribose 1-diphosphate biosynthetic process. Gene Ontology annotation, molecular function: ribose phosphate diphosphokinase activity; magnesium ion binding.